GUUGCAUUGCCAACGACGCUAAGUCUGUUUUUACAAUAAAAACGCUGUAAUGUUUAUAAAAGAAAAACAAAAAUGAGCACGAUAAAGUCGCAUAUACUAAUUGGUGGUAAAUUAAUGUAGUAGCAUUUAAUUAUUUUCUAAAAGGUAAAUCAUAGAAUUUAUUUUUAAUGUACGGUACCUAUUUGAAUUUUGUUAUUACCUUAUUAGGUUCCCACCACGUCCUGGUUGUCCACGACACUCCCGUACUCAUAUAAUUAGUUUAAUAAAUAAUAAAUAUAAACGAUAAGGUAUAAGCUAACUGCUAUUCAUUAUACAUAAAUAUACAAAGUCCUAUUAGUUUAAUGACAUAAUACGUUUUGGGACAGUUUAAGUUUAAUGACAAAUAAUUAUUGGCUUAUUGCGUCACAGGCCAUACUAGUCCAUUCUCUAUACUAUAACUAUGAUUAUGAUAGGCUUAACUAUGUGACUCCAUACUCCAGUGAUCCAUGUCCUACUAUUGCUAGCGUAUGUAUGCUAUAGGCCAGUGGUUCCCAACUUUUUAAACUUGAGGAGUCCUUUUUAGAAUCAAUUUCUAUGGGGGACCACCAUAAUAGGCCUACUCUGCGUCUAACAAGUUAACAGUGUUAAGAGUUUCCUUGUGUUGCAGCGGAGCUCUUGAGAAGUGCAUGCAGAGCAAAGGUUGGGAACUACUGAUUUAGACUGUAGAGUUUAAUAAUCAGAGCUGUCCCAUAGGCCCUAGAAACUCUGCAGCCUUAUGGGGGCUCAGGUGUUUAACGGACCCAAAGUUGUGAUGUGUAAGUUUGUUUUCAACUACCCCGGUAUUAACUUUGAAUCCAGGGAUAGAAAGCUGAAAAGUUGCAGGGGAGGGGGGGGGGGCUACAAAAAGUCAUGAUCAGCUAAUAAUUAUAUAAUAAUAUUAUUUUUGCCAAAUGAUUAAUUAUUUAAAUACAGUAGGCCUAAAUUUCAGCCAUUCAGUCAGGAAUAUUAAUAUUUUUGUUAAUCAAUAUUUGAAUACUAUUUCAGCAAUAAGCCUACUGAAGUUAAAGAAUGAAUGAUAAUAAAUAAUAACAUGGAAAUUAUAAUGAACAGAAUGUUCAAAGGCAGGCUUGCAGAAGGCAAAAAAAACAAUUGUUUGAGCUCAAGUAUUUAAUUUGAAAAAAUGUGCUUGAUUUUAACUUUCAUGUGUAAGAAAGAGUAUUGCAGAUACCUUCAGAACAAUUCAUUUAUACAUUGCUUUGCAUGUUCUAUUGCUGUAAUGUUUUAAUUUUAAUUAAAAUUUAGCAAAGUGGGUGGUAAGGUACAAGGCUGACAGUUUCACUAAUAUGUUAAAUAUGUAGAAAGAGUCUAAAGAAAAAGGGCAAUAUCUGAAAAGAAAUAAAUAGUACUGGUUAACAUUGUCCUGACUAGCAUUGCAUUACACAGCUAACAAUAAACAUGUUAAAUAACUACUUAAUUACAAGCUGUAGUCCUCAAGACCUGAAUUUGUUUAGUGUAUAUUAUUAUUAAUAAAACUGUCAGCAUCGCUCGUCACCAUUAUCUUGGCCACCACCUUGCUCAUGUGGUAGUGUUUAACUUGUAGCACAUACACCGUCUUUCACACAGAAUCAGUGUGAGAUGUGUAGUAGGCUAACUCUCCUUCCUUGUGAUAAAUUGUCACACAGGAAAUGGUCAGGAAAAUGACAAUCCCCAGCGACUACAACCUGAGUAAAAGUCCCAGACCAAAUCCCUAAAGAUUUAAAUGUGUCCUUUUCCGUUUUGUCUCGGCUAUCUAAGAUAUUAUUAUUAUCUUUUAUUUUUAUAUAUCUUACAUUAACUUUUUUAAAAGAUGUUUUAAAUAGAAGGGGUUGGGACCCCCCAUGGAUGAAUGUAAAAACUCCCUUAAUUACUUAACAUUAAAAUACCCUAUAAUGAUGGAGACUUGUAAAUAUACUAAGGUAUAGCAAAUAAAAUCCCCUUUCCAACUAAAUAUAAUUCAUAGCAUGAUACACUAGGGUUCCUGAGAAAUAAAUUAUUGAACCUAGACUAAAGCGCACGUAGUGUUUCCCAAUAUUUAGGUAUUCUACGCGAUGGGGAGACGCUAGUCAUAAUGAAUGGGGUGAAAUUGAUACCCAAGCUCUAACCCCGGGGUAAACAUUCCAUACCCAAGCUCUAACCCCGAGGUAAACAUUCCAAUCCAUUGUUGGUUGAGGUCAAGUUCCAAUACAGUGUUGGGUGAGGUCAAAUUCCAAUACAGUUAUGGGUGAGGUCAAAUUCCAAUCCAUUGUUGGGUGAGGUCAAAUUCCAAUCCAUUGUUGGGUGAGGUCAAAUUCCAAUACAGUGUUGGGUGAGGUCAAAUUCCAAUACAGUGUUGGGCGCAAACACUGUUUCAUGAAAACGGGGCCUACACUGCCACAAAAAUAUAAUAGUUUUAGAGUGCGUAAUUUUAUCUGCUAAAGCACUUACAAGACUAAAUGAUAAUGUUAUUUUUUUAUUUUGAUACAGUUAAUAAUGUCAAUCAUAUACUUUUUUCAGAUACCUCAGUCCAUUAAUGGCUUGAAACCAGCUAUGAUUUUAGAAAUGACAAACUUAAUGACUUAUGUUGGGUCAUUUAUUAUAAUCAUGUCUACAGUAGUUAAUGCUCAAUUAUCAGUUUGUGAAUUUAAUCCUACAACUGUUCCCGUCUUUGCAAACAUGACCCUCGUCGUAAGUUGAAUUAUUUUAAGAUAUUGUUUUACAAUAUAGUAGCUGUUGACAAUAAUUUACUAUUCCAGGGUGAGUUCCUUAAAUACUAUGAAUUUAAGUGUAAAAUUAUUUUUUUUAUCAAGUACUGUACCUCUAUGAAAGAUGCUCCUUUCAAGGGUUCAAUUAAAUGUACAAAAUAAGAUGUUAUACUAUAACUAUGGUUAACAUUUAUAUAAAAUUAUUGUUUUCAACAGAGCUAUGCUGAAGUUAAUUCAAAUGCAGUCAAAGGAACAGCCCCUAACUACUCAGUCCAAUUUGAUAGCAUAUCUUACAUGGGUAUGAAAGUGUUAAAAAAUGGAAGUGCCGCUGGUCCUGAUAUUGAAAUUCACUAUAAUGUACAGGUAAUGAUUAGUUAUUUUGACAAAAUAUAAAAAUGCAUUGUUCAACUCAGUUAAAUUUAAAGUUUAAAAGGGAAAGUGAAUAUUAAUGAAGGCCUCUCAUUGAUUGCUCUAUGGUAAGACUUAAAAAAUAAAAUUAUGAAACAGAUAUAUUGUGUUCUUAUUUAGCAAUAUGACACCUGUACCAACCCUGACAAGAUCAACAUCUCACUCACUUUGAAAAAUCUGGAACCAUCAGCUUUAAGUUUCAUUUCAAUGAAAAUUGAUCUGGACAGCAAGUUGAAUGCCUUCUGGGAUACUGGCAUACCAACAAAUUCAGUGCUUAUAGACAGGACUUAUGUUGAGUACAAUAAUUCAUUAGAUUGUAAGUAGUAUGAUUUAAUAUUAUUACUUGUAUUUCCAUGUUAAGCAAUCAGUUCUUACCUGAAAUAGGUGCAUGAAUACUUAAGCCACUGGUAGUUUUCCAAAAGAGGAAUUACAACCCCAAAAUAGCAUAUAUUUACAUGCUACAUACUUACAUUUUUAUGUGAGCAUAAAUUUGUAUUUUUAAAGGGUCCCCAUUAUUAUUUAAACGUUUUAAGAGCAUAAAAUACUAGUUUUAUUUAAUAUUUGCUCCCUUUUCAAGAUUAAAAAGUGACAUAAAAAAUGUGCAAAACAUGAUGUUCAUAAGUGAAAAUUAAUUUUGCAUUACAAGACUAUCAGACACAAAAAUUAUGUAUGGAAGAUGAUGUGGAUCAGCAUAGAGAGUUAAAUGCCUGAUUAUAUUUGGCAUUUUAAAAAAGAAAACUAGUAAAAAAAAAAAUUUAAGGGCUAUUCGAGAGGGAAAAAACAUCAAAUAAUAGGUAUUAAAUGCUUAAAUCAUGUUUCCAAUAAGUAAAUUUACAUUGUCUUAAAUUAUGAAUUGCUUACUUCCAGCUUAGGUAAAGUGUCAACAAUCGCUAGUUUCAUGAAUGCUGUGUUGAUUAAAACAGUAUAUUUCAUAUAGAAAUAAAACCAAAGCAUAAUAAUGAUAAUAAAAAUAUUUCUAAUGCAAAUUUAAAAAAUAAAAUAUUAUUAUCAACAGGCAACAGUUCAAUCACAAUCCAUUUCAUAGCAGUCCCAGCUGGUAAUGGAGGCAUCAAUUUACCAGAGGGAAUAAAUUAUUUCUUUGCCACCAUCUACUUUACUUAUGUAUGUACUCUUUGAUUUUUUUUUCUUUAUUAAUUUUGUGUGGUUAUUUUUCUACAACUUAAAAAUAAUUUUAAAAAACAUCAACACCAACUGUGUAAUUUGAUAAGAUGAAUUUAAAAAACAAAUUCAUUAAAAAAAAAUUAGCUUCAUUUUAUAUAACAAUUUGAAUUAAAAGUUGUUAUAUCAUAUUUGUGUUGUUUUUGCCAGUGCACUUUGAAAUCUUUAAAAUUCAUAUGAUAUCCUCAACAGCUCAACACAACAUAUGGUACAAUCUGGCCCUCAAUUUGCAUACUAAAAAAGACUACAAUAAUAGAAAAUGUAAGUGAAAUAUUGUGCGUGCCAGAUAAUCUUUACAAUGAAUUUUCAAAUUAGAUAUGUAAUAUUUCAGAGACUACUUAGUUACAUUUUCUACUUCAAUUACAAAAAAAAAGAUUUUAGUGAUAUCUUUGCUCGUUUUCUUAUUUUUAAUUCAAUUUACUUAAAUUUCAGAUAAUUUACCAGCAUGGCUUUACUGCCUUAACUUUUUUCAUUAUGCUGUUGGUGGGCAUUGGACUGGCUGUACUGGCUGUCUGGUUGUUCAUAUGUAUAAGAAGGAGACGAAGAGAUGCCUCCAUAACACCUACCAAAUCAGAUGUGAGUUUUCAGGCUUUAAUAACUUAAGUUUGCAGUAAAACAAAAAUGAUGUGCUGCUCAUGGCUCUGGUUGGGAUUGGGGAACACAUGCUAAAACAACUGUGGGCACUAAAUAUAAAUUUGUAUGAUGUCUUUUAAUUAAAAAAACAAAUGUACAACAAAUUUAUUUUGAAAAUGAGAUGAAGCACUGAAACAUAAAUGCAAUUGGACUAUUUAAAAAUGUAAUAAAUUUAUUUAUUUAAAGAGAAGGCUUGAAAGUUGUCUUUCAAAUAAAACAGUGGUGAGAAUGAUAGAGCACAAUAGUUUUAAUAAAAAUAAAUUACUUUUAAUAAAACCAUGUCUUAUAACAUGAAUUUAACAAAAAUAUAUUAUUAUAUGAAAUGAAUAAUUUAUUGACAGGGUAAAGGCAUAAAAGGGCAAAGGAAAAAAAUUGUAGUUGAUGCCAAAGCUGCUAUGAGAAGUGGUAUAAAUUCAAUAAAAGAUUUCAGGUAUUUAUGCCUAUAUUUGAACACAAAUCAUAUAUGGAAUUCAUGAGCUUAAAAUUAUACUAAUUAAGCAUAGCAAAUCCAUAUUGUACAACUUUCUGCUAGUUUAAUAGUAUUAUUAAUCAAAUGGUUUUGCAGUAACGCUAAUAGUUAAUUUUUAAACACUUGUCUCCACUGUAAUAAUUUUAAAAUAAAAAGGCUUUAAUAACUUUAAAAGUAAAAAAAAUUAUUUGAUAUUACUUAUUUAAAAUUCAUCUAGCUUUGUAAUAGAUUUUUAAAUGUUAUCAGUAUUUUUUUCUUGUUUUCAGUUUAAUUGCAUGGAAUGAUAGUCUUGUCUUUAUUUUGGGGCUUAGAGAUAAGCUACACAUGUAUAGAGAAAUUGACAAGUAUGUAUCAAAUAUAACAUCUUUUCUUAUUGUUAUGUCUAUGUGAUUAAGUUUUUAAAAAAUAUUUCUGAGUGAAUAUAUUACCUUAUUUUAAAGACACAGGCAAACUAUCUAUGCAUAUGUUUGAUAGAUUUCCUUAAAUUUGAUUUGUCUCAGUCAGAGAACAAUGUUUAGGAUCUUUCCCAAAUCAAAUACUGAUAUUUUAAAAAUAAUUAUCAGUAUCAAAGCAUAUACUUUCUGUCUUCUCAAUGAUUUUAUGCUUGCUAUUAAAUUUAUUUAGCUUGGACAUUUUGUCUACAAUUCAUGUGGACACUGAUCUUGAAACAGAACAAAGUGAUACAGCCAUUCAGGCCAGUCUUCUUCUAGUACAAGGUCUCAGAUACAAUGGAGACAUUAGUAAAACAACAGAGGAUAAAGCCUAUCAAAACAUGCUGGUUAAAACACAUUUUUUCAAUUUCUAAAUGUAUCAAUUCAUUAACAGCUUAGUUUAUUACAAAAGUAUAUUUCAGUGCCUUUUCUAUUUAAAUUUAAAAAAAUUAUGGAAGAAGUAAAGGAUUUUGAUUUUUUUGUUUUUAAAUUUUUGAGUAAUUUUUACAACUUAACUACAAGUUUCAAAUCUGUUGUUUUUUUUAAAUUUUAAUUUUCAGAGCGAAUUGAAAGCUUUGGAGAAAAAGCUAGAUGCAGAUUAUAAGAAAGAAUUGGAAUCUAUUUUUACAGACAUAGAAGCAAAAAAUAAAGUAAAAUUUGUUUUCAUAUUGGAGUAAAAAGUUUGAGAAAUGAUGGCCACAAACACAUGAAAAAUAAAGUAAAAAUAUCUUAUCCACAUUGCAAAAUAUAUCAUAGUUGUAUUACAUUGAAAUUUUGGAUCACUUUAAAUUAUAAAAUGCAUUUUUCCUGUUUUUUAUUUAUUCAGUAGACUUACUUAUAUAAUAUGAAUUUUAAAAUGUAAACAUUUUUAAAAAAAUUGUUAUUCAGGAAAAACUUGGUGAUCUCAUGAGAAAGCAUAAGGAGCAUAGACAAGAUGUACUCAGACUUGCCAAAGACAUGAAAGAAACAGUAAGAUUUUCUUUUCUAUCUGUGCUUCACAUUUAUUAGUUUGUUUGGAAAAGCUACAGAUUAGAAAUGGACCAUUUAUAAGUUUGUUAUGUCUAUAGGUAUAGUUGAAUUUUUUUUUAAAAAUAAGCGACAAUACAUUAAUUUUAAUUAAGUUGACUUACUGUUUUUAUCACUGGUGGUGUAGUAUUUCUAUAUCAUAUGGCUGCUAUUAAAUUUGUGCAGAUUGUUAUUUAAAUAAAACCCACAUUAAUUUGUUAUUGAGUUAAAAAUUACUUACUUUUUUUUCAAAUUAUUUUUCUAGGACACAAAAAAAAUUACAGAACUGAUAGAUAAACAACAAGAAAUGGAAGAAAAUGAGUUAAUCUACAAUCUUGCCCUUGAACAAAAUGAAGAUGUUGAGAAACUCAGAAAGGUUUAAGUCUUGUCAUUUAUUUAAAGAAAGAUCUGUAUUUUUGCCACUAUUGUGAAAAGGGAAUUUUAAGGAACUCACCCUGGCAUCAAAUUGCUAAUCUGCCCAAAAAGUUGAAAUGUGUCAAUUCAUAAUCAAUUCAUCGAUUUAAGAAAUAAGUAGCUAGAAUUUGUUACUUUUGAAUGUGUUCUUAUAACAUUAAUUGUGUUAUUGAUUAAGGCUAUGCACUGGCUAAUACAUUUUAAUUGGAUAUACCAAGACAAAAGUCUUGUUCUCCCUGCAAAUUAGAUGGUCUGCACUGCAACUGCUUAUGGCACUGGCCUUCAAAGACCUAUUUGAAAUGAUUUAUUAAUCUUGAUAGAAUUAAUAUUUGUUCUUUUGCAAUUUUUUUUCAGGAAUAUGCUAUUAGGAAACGCAUGCAUGUAAAGGAAAUGCAGCAAAAAUUCAUCAGGGAAGUUAUUGAUAAUGGAAAGCUGACAAAUGAUAAGGCACAGUGGUUGUUGAAGCAGCAUAAACAGCAGCAGGAAAAGAUCGCCCAUAAAUAUGAUGAUGAGAUCUCCAGACAACGGAUGAUUUUAGAAGAAAAACUUGCGAGAAGGCGGGCUUUGGCAAAAGCUACUGUUAGUAAUGUGAAAACAGUUUAUAAAGAAAUUAAAGAAACUAAAUUAUAUCAUUGACCUUGUAAAUUAUAAUCUUUAUUAUGUAUUUGUUUAAAAAAUCAUAUUGUAAUUGCGAUAAAAGUUUUUCACAACAUUUUGAAGAUGAACGGGUAUUUAUUUUUUAAAGUAAUAAAUUUCAUUUAUACUAUAUGAUAAUUAGGAAACACAAGAUGAUGACCAUAUUGAAACUUUGAAUAUGAUUGCAUCCAUUCAAGUGAAUCUAAUUCAAAAGCUUAAGACGUGAGUUAUAGAAGAGUGUGUUUGUGUUAAUCAUUUUUGAUCUCGAUUGUUAUCAACCAAUCUUCUGUGGCAUCCAUCUAUGUUAGAAAAAAAAACUGUUUAAAUUUACAAAUGACAUAUAUAAAUAAUCAGUAAAUGUUUGGGAUGUACUGUUGCUUUUUGAAUCUCUGAUAUUUUUAAAAAAAGCAAGAAAGCUAUUUCACAACCACAAAGUAAUCAAGCUUUAAGAUCUUACAUUGCUUCAAAAUUAUCCAUAAAAAGUAUUAUAUGUUUGUAGCCAACCAUGAUUAAACAGCAUGUUUUCCAUAAAUCAUUGGAGGCAUGAAAUUUAUCCCGUGUAUUAGCAAUGAAAAGAGAAAUACAAGUUAUCAUGUUGCAGGUCCAAGAAAUUAACAUCUGAACAAGCUGAGGACUACAUGGAUAAAACAAAAGCUCAACUUGAAGCUGUGAAGGAGGCAAAUGAUAAAAACAGGGAAGUAAAACAACAAGAGUUGUUUAAGAAACUUACCCAAGAGAAACAAAUGGCUUUGGCAGAAAAGGUAGUAAACAUAAAGUAAACCCCACAAAAUUAAACCAUUUUCCUGUUUUUUAAUUAAAGACUGGUGAAAAACAUAUUUUUACAAUUUGGUCCAAGGAGAAAGGACUUUAAGAAAUUAAAUAAACAUAUUCUGUUAGUUUAUUUGGUAAGGCUCAUAGAUUUUUGCUUUGGUUCACAGGUAAAACAACAUUCUGUACAGCUUCAAGAGUAUGUUACAAAGAACAAAGCCCUACAAACAGAAGGACCAGUAGGUGAGUUUAGUAUUGCUAGAAUCCUCCAACUUAUUAAAGACAGAUUUUAUUGUACCUAUAAAGGUAAAAGUUACACAUUUUUGUUGCAGAAUCUGAGAAAUAAACUUUAAAAGUUCCCGACAUGUUAUUGAAAUCCUGAAAUUCUCAUUAUUUUUCAUUAGACAGAAAAUUGUUAAAAUUAAUGUUUUGAAUUAUGCAGAUCCUGUUUCUUAUGUAAAUGGUCUAGUAACCAUUAAAUCUGGACAUCGUGAAGAGCUAAGUCAACUGGAAAACAAAAUAGAUGAAGCUCAGGCCCAGGAUCUGUUCACAUUGAGAGAACAACUGUCACAAAAUGCUAAACAAGAACUGGAUAAAAUGGAACAACAACUUAUUGAAAAUGUUAAAUCACAAGGUAAAGAUAAAUCCUUUGUGGUGCCCCUACAAAUAUUUUGGUUCAUUGGUACAAUCAUGUCAAUUUAGUUCAACUUUCUAGUUUAAUAUUAAUUUCAGAUGUAAAUUUAUUAUUUUACAUUAUUUUAUAAAGAAAAGUUCUUUAACUGGGCUAAACGAAACAUGAACAAUAUUUUAAAAUACUGUGAUAAUACACACUUAGGUUUUACUGUUGUAAAACACUUUAAUAAUAAAGAAAUGCUUUUCAAAUUUACCAUUUCCAUUUCAUAUCUGGGUUAAGAUAGUUCAAAAAAUCUUUAUAAGGAAAAGUUUAGAGUCUUAAACUGAAAUUAUUUAAACAUCAUUGUGAAUAUUAACUUACACAUUUAUAACAGGAAUACAAGAUGAUGAAAUUGAAAAAAUUAUGAAAAAGCAUAAAAAAUCAGUUCAAGAUUUGGAAGAAAGACAGAAGACAAAUAGGAGAAAUCAGGAGACUAAGCUAAAAGUAAAUGUUUGUCCUUGUUCAAGAAGUGUCAUGUUAAGUAAAAAUAUCAUUUCUUGAUAGCGUUGGAAUAUCAUUAUUAACUUGAAAUGGCUAAGAUCAGAAAAAUUACGAAAUACUCAUAUUUUUUCCAUACACUCAUUGCACUGUAAGGUUAAAAAAAAUAAUAACUUUAAACAUCAUUUUAAAAUGAAUAUAAUAUAUGUGCACAUAUGUCUAUGACAAGCACAUAACUUCUAAAAACUUAUUUCAACAAGCGUUAUGUAUAUGAGCAGUGAUCACCAAACUAUUUAUUAGUUGUGUAAGAUAAUGUUAAUCUAUUUAUAGCUUGAGCUAGAGAGAAGAAAAAAAGAGUGGGAUGAGAUGAGAGCUAAAGAAAAACAGGAACAGCAUGAUCUAAGAGAGUAUGAAGCAGAGGUUGUGGAGUAAGUAUUUCCUUCUCAUAAUUUAGUCUAGAGAACAAAUUGAGAAGUAUAUUUAUGAAAACUUUAAAUUAAAAACAAAUAAAAAAAACCUAGUUGAAAAUCUGGUCAAGAAUUAGCAGUUAGUGAUGAAAUUACAAAAACUAGACAAAGGGCGUUAACUAUUAAACCCAUGAAAUAUCUCCUGUUAUUCUUUUUUUGAAACACAUUUCACUGAUUUCUAUAUUAGGAAAAAAAAUAUACCAGGGCUUAACUGGGUGCAGUCCUUUCACAUCGGGUCCUGGUAUUUUGAGAAAAUACCCAAUGGGUCCCUACCUGCCAGCCUUUAAAAAAUAGGCCUACAGACAGUCCUACACCAUACCCAUGGCUCUUUAUUGAUUAAUAGUAACCUCCUCCUAAAAUUAAACCUGGGUUCAACCAUCACGCAUGAUGCUCGUCCAUGAGUAGGGGGAGGGGCGGUUUUGAAAUGGAAGCAAAGCACCCCAGAAGCUAAAUAUAUAUAUAGAUAUAAGAGAUAUACUUAAUAGCAAAAAAACAACAACAAAUAGCCACACAUUAUGAAGCAUAAUGGAUUUAUACAUUUGGAUUUAAAUCUUUACACAUUCUAUGGUCCUUUCAUUUAUAACUUAGUAAACUUCUGGGUAGUCAAGUGGCUAUAUCAGACUCAGAGAGGGACAGAAUACUGAAAGAACAUGAGAAGCAGAUGGUUCAACUUGAAAACAGGUAUAAUUGAAAUUUAAUGAUCAUUGCUAUGGAGAUUAACUUCAGUUAUAACCAGUGCUUUUUUUGUAAAAAAUAGGUGCCGGUACUCAGUGAUGGAUUGCCUAUCUUUUAACUACCAGUUCGCAUCUCGAUGCAAGCCAAAUCACAACUGCAAAGAUACUAAAUGUCUAAAACAAUUAAUUAUUACUUAAAUUAUCAAUUUCUAACUGCGCUCGUUUUAAUUUCUUUAAAUCUUAAUUAUUACAUUCAAAUUUUGAAAUUUUAAAGGCAUUACGUCUUAAAAACAACCAUGACCAGAAAUAGGUUAAUAACCAAUGACGUAACAUUACAAGUGUGUGCGGAAAGCAGUUUCGCAUUUUAUAUUUUCAUUCUUAUUGCGCGCAAUUUUAAAAUAAUUCAAUUUUAACAAAUUAAUAAUAUAAUAAAUUAAUAAUAAACGUUAAAAUAUAAGAAAAGUAAUAAUUUUUUCCCCACAUUGAAAAAGGUGCUGGUACGCUGUACUGGUGCGUACCGGCACAAAAAAAGCACUGGUUAUAACAUGCUAAAUUACUUGGUAAUUUUAGAGCACUAUUUUAAACAAAAAUGUUGAUGGGGAUGAUAUGCAUCUUGAGAUUUUGUUUCUACUGCUUUCAUAUGUCAUGUUUUAUCUGUUACUCUUAUAACUUUAGCUUAACUUUAAACAAACUAAGACAGAAGAGAAUGCUGGAAGAGAAAAUUGCUCUCAGAAGAGCCCAACAAGUGGAGGAACUACAACAAAAGCAAAAUGCUGAACUUGCUGUAAGUUUGUGAAAUAUUAUGGAAAAUAAGUUCUAUUUUUUUCGAUUGUAAUAUAUUGUAGAACAAUUUUACAGUUUGUACAAUUCCAAUUCGACAGUACAUACAUUUAAUAAUUAUCCUAAAAUUCUGACACUCUCUAAUAUCUUUAAUAAAGUUAACAGUCACCUAUAAAUCUGUGAAAUCCAUGUUUAAUCAUUUCUUUAAAGUCUAAAAAAAAACAGAAUUAACACAGUUUCAUAUGUAUUGUCAUUCUGUUGCUUUGAGCUUACCCUCUGUAAAUAUCACAACAGUACUUGUUAGCCUAGUGAUAAAUUUAAGACCACCAUAUGUGAUUCUGUGCAUGUGACAUAAUCUGUAAGUUAUUAUUUCGUCUUGCUGAAGCAAAUAGUUACAUGGGUGGUGAGGGGAUCCACAAUACAGUUUUUAAUAAUAAUACAAAAAAUUGUGCUUCCAAAGUGACUUCAUAUAAUUGUAUUGUAUGUUAUAAUGUAUACUGGUUUAUAAAUAUGUAUUUUUUUUUGGAGUGGGGAUGAGAGCUCAUUGCACAUAUGCAUAGGAGGUGCCCAAAAAAGACUAAUGCAACUGGGCUUUAAAAUUUGACUUUUUUGUACAUAUGUUAUAUAUGGAUAGCGCUUAAGAUAAAUCAUUCGAUUAAAGUCAACCAGACAACAAAAUCACAUUGUUGAUAUUUGUUGAUAAGUGGCAACCAAAUAUAUAGGGUGAUCUCCCUUAUAAGGUUUUUAUUAACUUUUUCAUGGUUUACAAUUAUAAUUUUUUCAAACUUUCACAAAAAGAUCAGUCCUAGAGGAAUACAUGCAGUUUGCCAAAAGCAGAAUAUUUAUAAAAAUAUAGCUUGUGGAUGUCCGUAAGAUCCAUUCUACCCCCUCCCCCUUGUCAGCAGUUGUCAAAUUUUGAACAACCCUGGUCCCCCUUUUCUAGUGAAAUGAUUUUUAAAAAAACAACCUUUCAAUUGUAUCAUUUCAGAAACAUAGGAGGAUAGCAGAGGACAAUGGAGAAGAAGAUGAACCAGAAACCCGUGAAAAAGAACUGACAAUCAGGAAAAAACAUGCUGAACAACAAAUAGCACUUAUCCAAGGAGUUGACUUCAACUUUGAAAAAGAACUUGAAGAGGUCACAUUUCUUAUACAUUGUAGCAAAAAAGUAUUUAUGCCAUGCAUUAAAUUUUCCUCUUUUAUUUCUGUUAGCAAUUUUAAUGUGUAUUCCUUGAAUAACUUUAUCAACUACAAGUUAAAUAUUUAGAGGCAGGGUUUGGGAGAUGGUUAUCGAACAUGUUUUUUUCCCAAAUAGAAACAAUUAGAACAUAAUUAGAGUUAUUAGAAUAUUAAAUUUGUCAUUUCAAAAUUCAUCACAUUCAGUUAGAAUGUGGCAUGAUUCAUUUUUUGCUUAAGUAGUCACUAAGUCAGAAUCUUCUCUCUCUCUCCUCCCCACCUUCUAAUAAAAAUCAUCUUCAUUGAGAAGAAAUAUUAUCUUUCAAAGCAUCUUUAAACACAGUUUAAAAUAUUCUUUUCAGAUUCGCAUUGAAAUGAUCAAAGAAAGAGCUUUGGCUUUAAAAGAUCAGGAAGAGAGACUAGGUGCCCUAAUAGUCUCACUGCAGAUGAAUAAAGCAAGAGAGGUCAACAUUUUAUUUUGUUGUUUAGUUACUUUUAUGUAAAACCAGGUGUGAACAUUUUUAACGGUUGUUGGGGCGAGUCUUUUGUCAUGGUGUGUUCAAUGAGUGUUGAUGUUCUCUUUGUAAAAGGGGCUCAAAAAUUGAACUGAUAUUUAAUAAAGAUAUGAUGACUGAUUGAUUACUUGUAUUGCGCUUGUGUCCAUGCUAUUUUAGCAUGCUCAUAGGCCUACAAUAAAUUAUUACAUAUUGCUUUAUUUUGGAUUUUAUUGUUAACUUUGCUUUUAUUUAGAUGGCUAAAAUUGAAGAGCAACAGAAAGCUAUUAACAAUUUGAAAGCAAAUAUGUUAGAUGAUUUAAAUGCUAGGGGAAUCUUAACUACGCCAGAAUGUGAAAUGAUUCUCAACAGACAUAAAGAGGUACACAUUUUAAAUAAUCAAAAUUAAACUACACUCUAAAUUAUAUAAAUUAUUACAUAUCAACGUAGCUGAGAAUAAUUAUAUGUGAACUUUUUACAAAUUUUUCUAAGUAUUUUUAAGAAAUUCAUUAUGACACAAUUUAAAAACAACUUUUUAAUCAAUUAUGGCUUAUUUAUAGUAUCUAAAUCUAAUAUCCUGUUUAACCUGAUUGUACAAAAUGUUUAACAGUUGACAUGCAAGUUUCCUUGUCUUUUUUAUUUUACUUUUUCCACAUUAGCUUAACUAAAUUCCAAAAUAUAUGCAUGACUUUCAGGAGCAAGAAAACCUCAAUGAGAAGUUAGAGAAGGAGAGAGCAAAACAAGAAAAAGUCAGCAUUUUGUAAACGUGUUAAUAUAUUUUGCCUAAAUAUAACAGCAUAUAAUGUUUAUGAAAGUGUAGUGUUGCAUUUAUAAGCACUUUUCAAUUGAUAAUUCAUAAUAUAGUAUUAGUAUUAACUAAAAUUUACCACUUAUAUUUUUAUACUUAUUUUACCACAAUCUGAACUUUAGUGUAAUAAGGAUUUUUCAUUUAUCCAUAAAAUUCAGAUGUUGCAACUUAAACUUCAAGAACGACUUAAGCAAAGAGAAGAACUGAUGUCCCAAAAACAGGAAGAAGAACUGAAAAUGCUACUGGAACAGGCUACAAAUAAAACAAGUGCUAAAAUCAGACAUGCACUACUCAUGCACAAACAGUUGGUGCAGAUGGAGAAAUUCAAGUUUGUAUUAAACAUCACCCUUUGUUUCUAUCUCUCUUUUUUUUGGGCCUGUUAUAUUUAUCAAUAAUAAUAUUUUUAAAAUUAUUUGCAGGAACAAAUGGCAGAGAGAGAUUAAUCAGUCACUAGAGGAUACUAAAAGAGACUUUCAGCUUCAGAAACAAAAGAAAGUGCAGGAAAAGGUAAAUAGUUUUAUACUAAUGUAUGGAGUUAGCAGAUCAACUGGACAGUUAAAAUAAAUUUAAAGUAAAUAGCUUUAUUGUUCUAUCAUAUAAAUAUUGAUUGUGUUAUAAAUUGCAAAAGUUUUUUUUAACCCUUAAGAAAAUUAAAAACUAUUUUUUAAAAAUGAUCCAUUUGCAAAAAUCUACUUCAUGGCUAGGAUAAAAUGUUUGUAAAAGUUUUUUUAAAACAUUUUUUCAAAGCAGUUAGAUUUUAGCAUUUUGAAAAAUACAUAUUAGUUACAGAAGUUUUCAAUUAUCAAAUCAUACAGGAUAAAUUGAAAAUAAUUGUAAUGUGAAUGGAUCAUUUAUUUUGAAUUCAUCCUCUAACAAUCUUCUUACAAUCCACAGGAGUUGGAGUUUCUUUCAGGUCUUAUAAAAAUUGGUGGCUUUGAGCGCAAUGAAUUAUUAGAUGUCCUGCGUAUGUUAUUCCCUGGAAAAACAGAGAAAGCAAUUACAGACAUGCUUAACAUUAUUGAUGUAGAAGAUAAGAAAUCUCCAUCCAAAACGUGAGCAGAUUCAGUCACUUUUAAAAAACUGUUAAAUUGUUAAAAAUUUUAUGAAGAUAUAAUGGUUAUGCCAUUAUUCAUUGUUUGAUACAUAUCACAAUACAUUAUCACAAUACAUUUGACAAGCUGUGGCACUUGGGCAAAAAGUGAUGUUUCAGUUAAGGGGCAUUCUAUAAAUGAUGUAAGACAUCAAAAAAAAAAAUGGGGGAAAGAGGAAGUCACAUGCUUUUGAUGAUUUGUGACAAGGGAGUCUAACUUUUGUGACAAAUGUGUGAUGAUGGAGGUGGUGGGAAUAACAAAUUGGCCAAAUGAAGGAAACAUCAUUUAUUUUUGGCCCUUAAUCACAACAAAAAACCUCAACAAUUAUUUUUAAAAUUUCUAUAGAGAAUAAUAAAACUUGUAUCCCAUAAUUGUAUGGCGGAUAAAUAUUGAUGUUAAAGAUUUUGUUUUACAUGAUAAUUAUUCUUAUAAAAAUAAUAUGACUAACAUUUAUGUUGCAGACAACUAGCACCUGUAUGUACAUUUUCACAAUGGCUAUUUACUGUGAUCUAAAUCCUUUAAAAUUAUAAUGCCUAUAAAAUUAUUUUCAACUGAAAUGUGAACCUUGUUUAACUAAGAUUGCUGUGGUGUUUCUUUUAACAUUGGUUAAUUGUAAUGCAUAUCUCUUUAUCAUUAUAUUUCUCAAUGUUGACCUCCUAUAGUUGAGUGUUAAAGAAUUAUUAUCAAUUAUAUAAAAAAAACAUUUAAUUAAAAAAAUUAAUUACGUUAAAAGCUAAAUAAGAGAAGAAAAAAAUAUAUACAAAUAUGCUCGUUUGUUCAGGCUACUGUGGCAAACCCAUAUCACAAAACCUGUGUCACUCACACCUGUGAUCUGUGGGCUUUUAGGGUUGAAAAUCUAAUUUAAAAAUACAUGGAAAUAACUCUACAGACUUUCCAUGUCUUUCCAGAUAUUAUUCCAUAACUCUGUGAAAAUAAUUUAUUUACAUGUCUUGCCAAAUAUUAAUCUUAACAUUUCCAGAACUUUUAAUCUGACUUAUGAGAGACUAAGGUUGAAAUAUAAUCUAUUGAUGUAUUUUCCUACUGAUUUAAAAACAUUUGAAAACAAUAUAUAUAAAUGUAUAUAUAUAUAUAUAUUUAGUUAUUUAAAUCUUAAAAUGUUUUAUUUUGGAAAGGCACAAAAUUAUUAUGGAAUUUAUUAUAUAAUCCUAAUUUUGUAAUGAUUCUUAAUGUGAUGGGCUUAUUUCUUUUUCAUAACAUUCUAAAAAUCAAUUUAUCGAUAUAUAAGUGUAUGACUUUAUGACUGGGAUAUUUUAAAGCUUUUGAUUUAAUUCAUUUGUAAAGUUUUAACUUACACAGGGUGAUUAAAAAUGUAUAUAACUCAUUCAAUCAUACAUUAUGUGAAAGCUGGUUUAAAGAAGCACAAUCAUAGAUUGAUUGUUUAAAUACUGAUUCGCAUAUGAUACCAUGAUCACAGCUUACAAUGAAUAAGCUUUUUAAUUGGUAAAACAUUUCAUCAAUUGUGACAGUAAUUUUUAAGGGCCGUGCACAUAUGACAUAACACAAAAAUGACCCCCUACCCUUUAUAACAUUAUAUAAAAUUUCCAUUGACCACCACCACCUAAUAUUAAAUAAUUUUCUAAUCCCACCCCCCCCCCACACACACACACAAACAUAAAACAUUGGUACUACAAAAAUUUUGUUUGUGCAUUUUAUAAAACAACUGUUACUUUAAAGACUACAGCCAAUAAUGUACCAUUGAAACAAGACGAAUCGAGCAAAUUUCAAGCAAACAGCCUGAAAUUUUUUUUUUUCAAAAAUGUGCCAAUUAUUUUAAUCAAAAAAUACAAUUAAGUUUUUAAUAAUCUAGAGUAAUUUCAUAACUCUGAAAAGCAGAAAUUUUGAAAAUAUACUAAUAAACUUUUUAAAAAAUAAACAAAAAGAAUUUUUAUAUAACAUUGUUCUCCCGCCCCCCGCAUGACACAAUUCAGCAACAAACUAAACCAUCCCUUACCUGCCUCACGUUAUAUAAAAUGUGCACAGUACCCAUCUCACUCAGCUUUAAACUUAACUAUUUGCAUUGCACUCUCUGAGAAGCAAAAUAAAAUUUUAAAGUCACAAGCUUAAUUAAGUAAUUUAUGUUGAAAAAAUAAUUCUUGAAAUUAAAUAUAUCUAAACAUUAUUUAAAUGUUGUAUUAUAUUCAUAAAUGUAAAGUAAAUGCAAAGAAUAACAUUUCCUACCAAAAGGUAUAAUUAGUCAAAAUUGUUUAUUACGUCUCUAUAUAUUUAGGUUCAAAAUACUCUUCCAGUGGAUGAAAUAGAUUAGCGCAUAAAUUAGGGAUUAAGAUGCCAUAAUUGUCCCUGUUAUUUUACAAGGCUAAUUGUUUUCAUAUUUUCUAUAACUUUUUACUGAUGAUAAAAGGUUCAAUUUAAAAAAAAAAAGCUCUUCUUCUGAGGAUUAAUUUUUUUUUAAAUUUUGUUCAUAGAAAUUGGGAUUGUUUAAUUCCUAACAUUAAAAGUGGGAAUGUCUUGCAAUAACUGUAAAUGGUAUCAAUUUAUUUCUAUAGGGCAAGUCAAAGAAGUACACUAAGAGAUCGAGUUUACAUGACUCGGUACUCACAAAAAUUGCUUAGACAAGGUGCAGUCAAUUCAACAGCAUCUGAGUACAGGUAUUUAGUUUUACUUACUCAAGGGCUGACUUGAACCUUAUUAGCACAUGCUUUGUUUAUAUAAUUAUAAGGACAAUUUAAAAUCUAUAUUUUGUUACUCAAAACUGCUGCAUGGCAUCUGUGGGUUAGCUGCGCGGCCACACAGCUUAAAGGGAACAUUGCUUGUGAUAUUAUGUGUCAAUUUUUUAAAAAUAUAAAUAUGCUAUUCUCUUAAUGUAAAUACAAAAAUGCUUUAAAAAAAUGUUUUUUCACAGAUCUGACCGAAAAAUCCUAAGAAAUGAAUCUAGUUUAAGUAUUGCAUCAUAUACUGAUGGGAUUAAGAACAGGAAUCAGUUUGGCCCUCAGGAUUAUAACAGAAAAUCCUCCAUGCUUAGUCCAACUCCUCCCUUUGAGACAGCAAGAUCUUUUUCACCAAGUUAUCAGUAUCAAUCCCAGGAUGAUAGUUACAGAAAGAGUCAUUUAAAUAGUGCAUAUAGUGAUGAAGAUGAUGAAGAUGAAUAUCCUAGACCUGAGACCAGAAACAAUUUCAAAAAAAGAGAUAAUUAUGAUAAGGUUCAAGUAAGAGGAAAUAAUUAUACAUUAGAGGACAGACAAUAUUAUGAUGAAGAAGAAGAUAGUGGUGCUGAAACAAAUGGAGGCUACUUAACACACGAUAUAAAGUACUUGGGAAAGUUACCUCCCCUGAAAGAUACAGCAAAACCAACAAAAAAGAAGAAAACUUUAUUGAAGAAAUUAGCUAAACAUGAAAGUGAUGAAGAAGACUAGAUAUUUUUAAAAAAUUAAAAUUUACAUUAAAUUUUCGUAAUGCAAUUUUAUAUAUGUGAAAACAAGUUGGUUUCAGGGAUUUAGCUUUUAGUAAUUAAUAAAACAUGCUCAUGCUAUCUUUAACGGCAUUAUUUGAUGCACGAGUUAACUAUUUACACAAUAUAUUUAUAUGAUAUUCAGGUAUAAAUCCUGAGACAAUAUUUGAUAAUGUAUGAAUUGUAAAGGUUGUAAAGGUUUAUGUGUAUUUGUGGACUUUUUAAAGAAAUAAAAUAUUUUAAUUAUUUUUUUUAUUAUUAACAUGCAC
Messenger RNA from Lymnaea stagnalis (great pond snail), 18936 nucleotides. Lineage: Eukaryota; Metazoa; Mollusca; Gastropoda; Lymnaeidae. The record is from the annotation of a GenBank genome assembly.